Molecule: messenger RNA, 1402 nt
Organism: Oryza sativa Japonica Group (Japanese rice)
Lineage: Eukaryota; Viridiplantae; Streptophyta; Magnoliopsida; Poales; Poaceae
Product: putative cyclin-dependent kinase F-2
Biological process (GO): peptidyl-serine phosphorylation; intracellular signal transduction; protein autophosphorylation
Cellular component (GO): nucleus; cytoplasm
Molecular function (GO): calcium-dependent protein serine/threonine kinase activity; ATP binding; calmodulin binding
Source: RefSeq, a predicted model, not a curated record
ACCAAGUGCGAGUCGGAGUCCGAAUCCAAAAUAAAGAAAGGGUCCGAGUCGGAAUCGGCGUCGUGGCCGUCCGAUGCGUAUAAAUCGACGCCUCCAUCUCCUCCUCUCUUCCGAUCCCCAUUCAUCGCUUCGCUGAUUCGCUCUCCUCCUCUGCUUGACUGCUUCCGAUUCCGAAUCAUGGCGGCGCCUGCACCCGCACCUGCACCACCGGCUUCCCGCAAGCGCGCGGCGGCGCCGGACGACGAACCGACCGCCACCGGAUCCACUACUCCCGCGGCGGCGGCCGGCGCCAAGAGGCCGCGGAGGUACGCGCUGGCGAGCGUCGACGACUACGAGCAGCUCGACGUCGUCGGCGAGGGCGCCUCUGGCGUCGUCAUCAUGGCGCGCCACCGCCGCACCGGCAGCAAGGUCGCGCUCAAGCACCUCCCCCACGGCGCCCGCGACUUCGACGCCGUCAGGGUCGAGGCUGCCUGCCAGCACGCGUGCACCGGCCACCCCAACAUCGUCCAGAUCAAGGACGUCGUCGCCGACGCCAAGUCCGGGGACGUCUUCCUCGUCAUGGAGUUCGUCGGAGGCAGCCUCCGCGACGAGCUACCAAGGGCCCGGCCGGAGAAGCAAGUCCGCUUCAUGAUGCGGCAGCUCAUCGGCGCCGCCAAGAAGAUGCACGCCUCGCACGUCAUCCACCGGGACAUCAAGCCGGAGAACAUCCUCAACAGCUUCGGCGACCUCAAGGUCUGUGACUUCGGCUCAGCGACGUUCGUCAACCCCGCCGGGAAGCCAUACAAGGAGUGUUUGGUCGGCACCUUGCCCUACACCUCGCCGGAGCAGCUCGCCGGCAACCACUGCUACGGCCCGGGCGUCGACAUCUGGGCGCUGGGCUGCAUCAUGGGCGAGCUGCUCACCGGCGCGCCGCUGUUCGGAGGCGACAUGACGGAGAAGGAGCUGCUCGCCGACCUGUCCGCCAACCUGGAAGACCAACUCAACGAGCUCUUCUUUGAUGUCCUGCCGGAGCUGUCGCCGGCGGCACGCGAGGUCCUCUCCGGGCUGCUGGCGUUCGACCCUGAGAAGAGAAUGACAGCGGCGGAGGCGCUGGAGCACCGGUGGUUCGCCGAGGAGCCCAAGAAAGCAAACUUCGCCGGCUUCGCGCCUCUGUUUGGUUAGAUUGGGAGGACUGAAGAAGGCAGACAAGUCUGUAGUCUGUCAGUCAAUCUGUAACUUAGCACUGAUGAUGUUGAUUGGUAGUCUUGUGUUAGGCCUGAUCAUUCAUCAUUGUCAGUCACUGUUGAUUGAUGCAGUCGAUGUAAUUUUAUUCUCUGGUUGUCAAUGUAACCAUGCUUAUGUAAAUCCUAUUCACUUUGUACAUAACAAUUCAAGGCCUUGUUUGUUCAAUAAAAUCAUCAGC